CCGGAAGUAGUCAGCAUCCCGGACGGACAGAAGUGCUGACAGUCUUUGACAGAAGCUCGCCGGAGCUGCUUAAAGGACUUGGUGGCCAUGGAGUUGGGCGAGCUGCUCUACAACAAAUCCGAGUACAUCGAGACGGCAUCUGGGAACAAAGUUAGUCGCCAGUCAGUGUUGUGCGGAAGUCAGAACAUCGUUCUCAAUGGCAAGACCAUUGUGAUGAAUGACUGUAUUAUCCGAGGGGAUCUGGCAAAUGUAAGAGUUGGACGUCACUGUGUUGUGAAAAGUCGGAGUGUCAUAAGGCCACCAUUCAAGAAAUUCAGCAAAGGCGUUGCAUUCUUCCCUUUACAUAUCGGGGACCAUGUUUUUAUUGAGGAAGAUUGUGUGGUCAACGCAGCUCAGAUUGGCUCUUACGUUCAUGUUGGCAAGAACUGUGUGAUUGGGCGUCGGUGCGUGUUGAAAGACUGCUGCAAAAUUCUUGACAACACAGUGUUACCCCCAGAAACUGUAGUCCCACCAUUCACUGUCUUCUCAGGCUGCCCAGGACUCUUCUCAGGGGAGCUCCCAGAAUGUACCCAGGAGCUGAUGAUUGACGUCACCAAGAGCUACUACCAGAAGUUUUUGCCCUUGACACAGGUCUAAUGUCACUGCCUCAUGUCUUGAAUUUACUUGAGCUCUAAGAUAAACUUGGGGACAAAGUGAGCCAGUCAGCAUCUACAAAGAGCUCUUGUGUCUUUGACACCUUCUACCCAUCCUUUUCUGUUGUUGGUUUUUCUUGUUUAAUUAUUUGGAAUUUCUCAAUCAUCCUUGGCUCUAAGCUCUUAAGACUUUAGUAUAGAACAUCUGGAAGAAUUGUCUCCAAAUGGUCUGCUUAAACUGUAUCUAUUAACAGUCACUUCAUACCAUUCAUUAUAUGUGGGACACAGAAUCAUCUGCUCCCAAUACUCCUACCCUCGGUCCUGUGGAUGACUGGGUCCUGCCGCUGGCCAGGUGCAGAGCAGAGUGCUCUGUCCCGAAGCGCAUGUUACGAAGCUGGUGUGCUGCUCUUGGCCAUAAACUCCCACAGCAAGUGCCACUCACUGGGUCACUCUAAGCUUGCCUGCUGCUAACAUUUUUGGGCAGUUACUACAAUUACAUGUAAUUGUGAAGGAAAAGUAUUUGUGGCCUUUCAGAGCCCGGAUUCCUGUUGGCUACUGAAAUGAGAAAGGAGGGGUAGUUGGUAUUUCUCUUCUUUCCCAAAUGACUUUAUCAUUUUAACCAAGGGUGACUAACAUAAGACUUUUUAACAUUCUGUUUGAGGGCCUUUGGCUUUCACUAGAAGGGGGACCCUCAGCACCCAGAUUUUAUUUUUGUGAAGUCCCAGGUUUGAAUCUCCCAUGUGGAUGGACUAGUCUGGCAGCCGCUCCUUGCUUCAAGGUAUUUGAGAGCAGCCAAACAUGCCUUAUUUCAUUGAAGACAUAGCGUUUGUGAUACCUGUUCCCGGGUCUGUAACCAUUUAAUUCUCCUUUUAAUUGCCACACACCUCACAGUUCAGACCAAAAUAUCUGUAUUUGGGCCCAGUCAUAUGUAUACACUGGGGCCUCUUAAAAUCACUCUGUGGCACAGAGUCCCAAGCAGUCAGUGAAGUCGCCAGUGCCACUCUUAACUCUUAUUGUCUUCUGGCUAAUAGUACCAUCCUCCAUGGUUCUGCUCUGACCUCUUGGUUUAAAAGGAAGAUCUAGAAGUAAAGUUCUGAGAAUGUUGGCCUUGCUUAAUGCUCUGAAUUUCCUGUGAGUAGGAUGGAACUGUUUAGCCUUGGAGGUUAGGCUCUAGCAGGCACUGUACUGACUCAAUAUCCCUUUAUGGGUUGACAGCUAUAUGUAAUUAUCUCCACUCAUUCAAUGUAAAACUGCUUUCUGGUUUGUCUUUUUUUUUUUUUUUUUAAGUUUGUCCAUUAAAAGAUUGACAACCAAACAGUUAUUUAAAGAAGUAAAGAUCAUUCUCCCCUUCCAGUGAUGGCUACCUCUAUUCCUUAGGCACUUUACUAUGUGUCUGGUACCCUACUGCAGGCUUUACAUUCAUUAACCUGCUCAUGGCUCACAUUUUACAGAUGAGAAAAUUAGAUAACUUGGUACAAUGCAUACAGUGAAGAAGUGGCUGACCCAGGAGUCAGAGCCAUGUCAGUCUGGCUUUACAGCUCAUGCUCUUCAGAGGGGCCAAGCUUGUCCUUGGAGCACACUGGCUGUGCAUCCUGUCUCAUACCAGCAGUCAGUGAUGGUUACGCGAUGUUUGAUUAUACCCUGGCUUCUCAUCCAGCCCCCUUCUCCUUUUGUGCCACCAAAAAGGUGAAUCUUAGAAUUGGCAGAAUAUAACCUUUUGCUCACUAGAGAAAUCUUCCAGGACAUGUCCAACAGGUUACCAUCCUGCCUAUUUUUGAAUACUUGCUACUUUAUGCAACUAACUGUUCAUUUUCUUUGUAAGUUUUUCCAGCUUUAUUGAGAUAUAAUUGCCAUAAUUUUUUAACUGUCCAUUUUGUUGGUGAACAGCCCACAAAGUGGGGAGAAUGGUUGAGCCUCCUAAAACAAAACAAUUUGAAAAUCUUUAAGUAACUCAAGUGCAUGAUUCCAAAAGUCCAAUCCAGCUAAGAAAGGACAAGUAAUGAAGUAAGUCUUCCCAGUUCAGAAUACCAGAGACGACCACCCUGAACAGAUUCUCGUCUCUCCUAGCACAGGUAGUCUGCAUAUGCACAAGCAGGUAUGUAUAUAUCUACACACCAGCCUCUCCACAUUCAUACAGAUGUGAUCAAACAUGAGCUGUGCUGUUCGGCACCUUGCUGCUUUGACUUAACAAUAUAUCUUAGAGAUUGCUCCAUAUUGGCAUGUAUAGGUGAUCAAACAGCAGUUGCUAACACAGUGUUUAUCACACACCAGGUGCUCUUCUGAGUUCUUUACAUUUAUUAUUUCCUCUCAUCUCCACAAUCACCACGACAUCUGUGCACUUAAUUGUCCUCAAGGAACAGAGAUUAAGUAAAGUGCCCUAUUUUAUAUGACUAAUGCAGCAGUGAACCUAGGCAUUCUGUCUCUAGAGCCCAUACUUUUUUUUAAUCCUCACAUGAAGAUAUAUUUACUGAUUUCAGAGAGAGAGAGACAGAGAGAAACAUUGAUAUGAGAGAGAAACAUUGAUCAGUUGCCUCCCAUACAUGCCCCCACUGCCCCACAACCUAGGUAUAUGCCCUGACUGCGAAUCAAGCUUGCAACCUUUUGGGGUACAGGGUGAUGCUCCAACCAAUUAAGCUACCUGGCCAGGGCUAAAGCCCACACUUUAAUUACUAUGCUGGAAUCCCUUCCUGUUAAACCUCUCAUUGCCCCAGAUUGUGUUAUCUGGCUGUACAGAGAGCUGAAAAAGUGAGUAUUUUGGUUUUCAGGCAGAUAGGGAGAUGGGGGAUUGAAGAUGAGUUUUGGGUGAACCAUCUAAUGAUGUCUGGCACAGGCAGGAAGCCUAGUGUCUCCUCUGAGAAGACAAUCUCCUUGUAUGGUGCCCUGGUGUCUUUGGAGAAUUGUCUGGCUUGCAGUCAUUCAUAGUGUCUAAAAAUGCUGCACCAUAUAGUUGGCACUCCAGAGAGGAAUGUACAGACUAGAUGAAACAAAAACCCAAUUAGAACCGCUUUGUUAUAGUGACAGAAAUCUAGCUUGAAGUGGUUUAAGGGGGAAAAAAAAAAGUGGGGAUAGUUUUAUUGACUUACACAACAAAUCAUGGGAAAAACUAGCUUGGGAGGCAGUUGGAUUUGAACCUAGGGCAAGUUACUCAGUCUCUGAGCUGUACAGUGGGAAUUACAGUGGUGUGCCAUAGGGCUGGUACAGAUUAAAUGUAGGCAUUAAGGAUAGUUUCUGGCAUGUAGAAGGCUCUCCAGAAGUAAUAACAUCAUAUUGAAGGGACAGUGAUACUCAGCGAUUUAAACCCCAUCAGAGCUGUUUGUUUUUAUAUCUUUUUCAUCUUCACAUUAAUAAAGGAACAGACUGGGCCUGCUGUAACAAGGAGAUCAUGCAAAUACAGUGGCUCAGACAAUAUAGAAAGUAAUUUCUCUCUUACCUAAUAGUGCAGAGAUAGGCGGGUGGUCCAGAGUAGGUAAGUCGCUCUAACAUGUCACCAGACCCUCAAGUUCCUACUGUCUUGUCAUAUGGCAACAUUUAGCUAUAAGGUAGAUUGUAAAUUUAGUCUCUAGCUGGGCAGCAAAAACUAAGGACAUCAGAGAGGGCAAGCUCUCCCAGGCCUGUGUCUUGGGAGACACUUGCUUUUCUCCUACUGUAAGUGGGCUUUCUCCAUGCAUUGUGGCAGGUGGCAGCUGACAGCUCCAGACUUAUAUCCUCCCAACUGGGUGGCCCUGAAAGAAAGGCUUCUUCCCUCCAGUUCCAAUUUGGAAAAUCCCAGAGAAAGGUUCUCAGUGGUUUGUCAUGAAUCCCAUGCCCUCUUUGAUCACUCAGUGUGGCCAAGGGUGUGCAGCACUAUGAUAAACCUGAUCUGGGUCAAGACCUUUACUUCAUCCCACCAUGCUGGAGAAACGGCAAAGCCCAUUAACAGAGCAAGGUGCUGAGAAGAUCAAACAACAGCCAUUACAAAACGAGUCUGUAGUUAAGAACUGAUACUCUUUGAAAGGGUGUUGAUAGUUGUAAUUGCAUGUCCUGGGAAAGGCCAUCUGGUCUCUGUCUCCAUGGUGGCUCUCACCUGGGGACAGUCUGUCAUCAGACAAUUUACCUUCCCCAGUCUCUUUGUCCUCUCAGUAUUCCCAGUAGAGCAGGCAGAUGGGAGAGCCCUUGAUUGGGACUCUUUCCAGUUGGCUUAGGGCAGAGAAGGGAUUUACUGGCUAAUGUAGCUGAUAAAGUCAGGGAUAGAUUAGCUGUCAAGCUGGAUCCCAGGACUCAAAACAGAGUCAUAAGGAACCUAUCUCUUCAGCUCUCUAUGGUGCUCUGAGUUUACUUUCUUCUCAGGCUUCACGACUGACCCCCACGGCUUGAUAUUGAUCGAAAGAGCUCCCCGUCCCUGAUAAAACCCUUGGACCUGGUUGUCAUUGGUCCAAACAAGUGAGGUAUCCAGCCUCAAGGCAUGAUUGUGGCCAGGAAGAUGGAAUACACUGAUUACCUAGGCCUGGGGCACAUACCUACUUGGACUGAGACUUGGUGCCUGGUGGUGGUACUGGCAUGGGGGGGCAGUGAUUUUACCAGAAGAGGAGAUGAAUGGGUACCAAGCCAGAAAAACCAUUAGGUGUCCACUUCAGGCCUCUUCCUUUUCUCUGGAUGUCUUCAUUUUUCUCUGUCUCCCUGCCCUCCCUUACCCAAUCUCAUUACUUAGUCUUGUGGGGGUGGGGUACCACCUGAGCAGUACCUGGGCCUGGAUUAGGGAGCACAGAGAGGAUGUAACUUAGCCAAAGGGGAGACUAUUUAAUGAAGAGCCAUUUGGGCCCUGUUUGGCGUGUCUCAGUGACUUGAACAUCAGCCUGUGAACUGAAAGGUUACUGGUUCAAUUCCUGGUCAGGGCACAUGCCUGGGUUGUAGGCUAGGACCCCAAUUGGGGGCUGCAAGAG
This is a messenger RNA of Pteronotus mesoamericanus, 5551 nucleotides long. RefSeq names its product dynactin subunit 5 (gene DCTN5). The record is from RefSeq and is a predicted model, not a curated record. Gene Ontology annotation, cellular component: dynactin complex. Lineage: Eukaryota; Metazoa; Chordata; Mammalia; Chiroptera; Mormoopidae. The coding region runs from base 88 to 636 and encodes 182 amino acids. The transcript is spliced from 6 exons.